Penaeus chinensis is the source of this 2669-nucleotide messenger RNA. Its product is annotated as TRPM8 channel-associated factor 2-like. The record is from RefSeq and is a predicted model, not a curated record. The transcript has 2 exons. NCBI's taxonomy places the organism in Eukaryota, Metazoa, Arthropoda, Malacostraca, Decapoda, Penaeidae. Bases 659 to 2485 code for a protein of 608 amino acids.
UGUGUGUGUGUGUGUGUGUGUGUGUAUGUGUGUGUGUGUGUGUGUGUGUAUGUGUGUGUGUGUGUGUGUGUCCUGCAGUUAAAUGAUGGGAUGUGGACCACGACGUGGUUCUUCUGCUAAGCCUCACGUGGUUCAGUCUCUGCUCUUGCUUGAGAUCCACAUCCACCACCUGUUAACCGUGGCUUUACGUAUCCGUGAUCGGUUUACCUGUAGACAAUCGAGGUGAAGUUCCUAGCCCAGGGGAACAGCGCGCCGGCCAGUGACUCGAACCUUCGAACUCAGAUUGCUGUCUCAGUCUUUGAGUCCGAGACUAACCACGUGCGUUUAGUUAUAUGCGCUUGCAUGUUCGCGUAUUAACCAAUAUCAAAUAAAAUAAAAAAAGUAUACAAUGAUGUGUCACAUGAAUCUUUAUCCAAUAGUUACCUUUAAUACUGACAUUACUAAAUCUCGGCACAUGAUGCAAAUUGGGGUCAAAUGUGAAAAAAAUUACCCGAAAUAACAACCGAGACGGACAAGUGAAUAAGUGGGCGGGGGUAAGGGCGUGGGGGGGGAGGGGGGGAUGCAAGAACUAUCGUGCGCCUGAACUCAGAUCAGUGUUGCCAGAGCCUUAGUGGGAAACGUGAAGACAAGAGGUCCUCGUUCUCAAGAAUCUGGCAACAUGUCUGGAAACGCGGCCGCCCACGGAAAGACUGGAGACCGAUCUUCCUCCUCGGGGGAAGAGCAGAUUUUUCUCAUUAAUCAGGCCGAAGAUGCGUGUUUGGCAGUUAUAAGCGGAUCGACUCCCGAAGACGCCGUAAUUGGGCUGACAAGCGUAAGCAACAGCAAGGAGAAACUGUGGUACAACUGCGGCGGGCAGUGGCAGUGGGGCGCCGACCGCUCGUACUGCCUGGCGCAGGUGCCGGGGAAGCCGACGGUCGGCUUGGCUAGGAGCUGCUCGUCGCCGGCUAAGUGCAGGCUGGACGGCGAAGGCAGGAUGGCUCUCGGCUCGGCGAUGCUGACCGUACCUCCGGGGGGCUCCACGCGUGUCAUUCUUUGUCCAAAGAUGAACAUUAAACACCAAAAGUGGUGGACAGCUACUGAUUUAAAAAGGAAUUUAGAGGAAUUAAAGUCAGUGGUUUACCCGUUUCCUGCUAAGGAUGUCACUGCGUACAAGAACGAAAUCAUUCGAGGGUUCCUGAACCAAAUUACUCCGCUAAGUGAGCCGCUGCCCUUCCCUCGCGACGUGGCCACCUUUCCCGGCACUGUUGACGACGCAACGCCGCGCGUGAGCAUAACCAUCACGCUGGACCUUUCAGAACUAGGACAGGCCAACAACUUGCGCAUGACGAGUCCUCGAGACUGGCAGGCCACGGACCUGUACGUGGCAGCGGGAGACGUGUUCCAGGUCGUUCUUCCAGAGGACCUGCCGCCUAAGCAGGCUCGACAGAUCACUAUUCGCAUCGGGGCGCAGUGUGAUAAGCUUCAACUGAACUCAAUUAAUGUAAAAAAUAGCUGCGUGAAGCGUAUGCCAAUAAUAACUGAGGAGUUCACUGCCCACCCUGGGACGAAUCAUUUCCGAAGUCAGUAUGGAGGAAUCCUGAUAUUUACUUUCGAGGACGGCGAAUUCUUCAAGGUAGAGGCUGAGGUGCGCAACGUCGUGGAGGCGCCCUAUUUCAAGCUGAGCCAAACAAGCGCCGAGGAGUGGGAAAUCUCCAGAACACGAGGCGCUCCUCAGGCAGUCCUCGAGGGUGACAGAGUUGUGCUGGUCGUGAGAAGCUCAGACGCCUCAGACAUCCCAUACCCCGACGAGCUGAUGAAAAGGUAUGAUUGCGUCGUCGAUAAGAUAAAUUUCCUUGCUGGAUUUUCCCUGGAUGACCCACCUCCGAGGGGGAAAUUCUGGCUCGUGAAUGACCUUCAAAUAACAGGUGGAUCAGCACAUGCCGGUUUUCCUUUGAUGUUUGAUUUUCAUUUCUAUAACCUAGCUUCCCUCGAUAUGCCGCAUCACUGGUGUGUCUGGCACGAGCUCGGGCACAAUUACCAACAAGGAUUCUUUUGGUCGAAUGUUUAUGGCUCUGAGGCGACAGCCAACCUGUUCUCGCUUUUCGUCCAGGAGCAGCUCUUCGGCACAGACCGACUGAAGGAAAACGACGACUACCAGAAGGCUGCCGACGCCAUUGACAGCGGCCAAUACUUCAAGGACUGCAGCAGCUGGCACAAGCUCGUAUUCCUGAUGGAAAUCAAGCACGCGUUCCCCGACCAGGGAUGGGAAAUGUUCCGGAAACUGCACCAGAAGACGCGCCGCCUCUCCGAAAAGGAGGCGGAGCAACUCGCCUCUGACAAGCAGCUGCAGCUCGAUUACGUCUACAGGAACCUGAGCAGAAGCGCCGAAAGCGACCUGAUACUUACGUUCCAGCGCUGGGGAUUCUGCGUCAGCCAGGAGGCGCACGAGGAGGUGCAAAGCCUCGGGCUUGAGAGGGCAAAAGCUGAUCUGUCUCUCAGGGCUUGAGGCGAAGCUUCGGGGCUUUUGGAAGGCUAUUUUCGGGUUUUUAUUUGUCUGAAGAAUAUCUAUGAUCAAGAUUAACAUUUUUUUUGUUGUAUAUAUGUAUAUAUACAUAUGUAUAGAUAUAUAUAUGCCUAUAUGCAUAUAUAUGUAUACAUAUAUUAUAUGUAUACACACAUCUAUCCAUCUA